Molecule: messenger RNA, 2959 nt
Organism: Rana temporaria (common frog)
Lineage: Eukaryota; Metazoa; Chordata; Amphibia; Anura; Ranidae
Gene: CDC25A
Product: cell division cycle 25A
Exons: 17
Coding region: 196-1764 (522 amino acids)
Biological process (GO): positive regulation of G2/MI transition of meiotic cell cycle; positive regulation of G2/M transition of mitotic cell cycle; G2/M transition of mitotic cell cycle
Cellular component (GO): cytoplasm; nucleus
Molecular function (GO): protein tyrosine phosphatase activity
Source: RefSeq, a predicted model, not a curated record
AUUGGCUAGCGAGAAGUGGCGCCAAAUACGAGGCGGGCAGGGCGGCGGACAUGGAUGUCGGUCUGGGUUAAGAGGCAGAACUGAGGGCCCGAGCCGAGAGAAAACAUCUUGUGUCCGGCUACGCGGCGAAUACAUCACAACAACACCUUUACUCAGCUUCCAGGAGCCCGGCCGCACGGAUUUCUGUGUAGAAGAAUGGACUUGUCCAGCUUUGCCCCCACACCCCUCAGGGGCCCCAAUCGACUCCAGGGGCUCCCUGUGGUGAAAACGCUCUUCUGCGAGGCUGACACCGCCUCGGCCCUCUCGCCGGUCACCAACCUGGCGCUCAACAUGGACCAGCUGGCUGUCCUGGGAAGUCAAUGUGAAACUCCGAAACGUAAGCUGUCCGAUCGCUACUUCCUCCCCAGGACGGACUCGUCUGACUCCAUGGAUGCCGGUCUGGGUCUUGAUUCGCCGACUUCAUUGAGUUUGAGGGACCUGGAAGAAACGUUUGAGAAUUCAAUUUUCGACUCCGGCCAAUGCAAGAAUGCCAAGGUGCCUCUCGGAAGGAGAAGGUCCAUGCCGCAGAGCGGUCCGACAUUCAGAAGGAACCUAUCGGAAUCCUUGGACUGUGAAGUGUUUGGUCUGGGCGACUCUGAAGACAAAGAAAACGAGCCCUUCCAGUUCAAGUUACCGGUAAGGCCGAGCUUCAGAGGCGCGGUGCGAUCUCGGUGUCAUGGCGGUGGGAAGGAGCCUCUAGUACUGAGGCAGAAGUCUGCACCAGCGUGUUUGUUUGCCUCACCGGAGAAGGAUUUCGAGAUUCGAUCAUGUGACCUGCCAUUAGUAAGAAAAUCUUCCUGCACUUCCACUACUGGGAGCAGCGAUGACGGCUUCCUGGAUAUGCUGGAUGAGGAGGAUACAGAGACGGAAUCGGAAAUCACUCUUGGCGUUGCCAGUCUUAUGACGGCUCCCCUGGUUAUGAGAAGCGCGGGGCUGUUUUGUGAGGCCGAAUCCCCUACAAAGCGGUUUCCUGUGACCAGACCUACACUGAAGAGGACGGAGCGGGCGCAAGCCGACCUGCCGGAGAAAAUAAAGAGGCGGCGCAGCAUGUGCGAGGUGACAGACGACCACGAAGCUGAGAGGACCGGGAACCUGAAUCGCUCAAAAUCCUUCUCCAAAGAAACCAUAGAAAAUAUAUUUGACAGCGACCAAAGGGAUCUGAUCGGAGACUUCUCAAAGGUCUUCCUCUUUCCCACCAUCAGCGGGAGACACCAGGAGCUCAGGUACAUCGCCCCGGAGAUGAUGGUCAAGAUAAUAACCGGGAACUACGAUCCUUUCAUCGAGCGCUGUGUUGUCGUUGACUGCAGAUACCCCUACGAGUAUAACGGUGGUCACAUAAAGGGUGCCAUCAACCUACACAUGGAGCAGGAGCUGGAGGACCAUCUGCUGAGGAGCCCCGUCCAAUCCCACGGCACCAAUCGAGUGAUCGUCAUCUUCCACUGCGAGUUCUCCUCCGAGCGCGGACCAAGAAUGUGCAAGUUCCUACGUGAGAAGGACCGGGACAGGAAUGAGUAUCCCAGUUUGCAAUACCCUGAACUCUACAUCCUGGCUGGGGGCUACAAGGAAUUCUUCGCCAAGUGUAAGUCAUUCUGUGAGCCGCAGUCUUACCGUCCCAUGCUGCACGAGGACUUCAAAGAGGACCUGAAAAGAUUUCGCAUGAAAAGCCGGACCUGGGCCGGGGAGCGCAGCAAGCGGGAGCUCUACAGCCGCCUCAAGAAGCUGUGAGGGAGGUCGAGCGAGCGGCAUUCAUCCUGCUGAGCGGGAGAAGAUGGCGCCGUAAUGCCUCAACGCUUCAAAUUCCAUCAGAUUUGCACAGAAUUCUGGGAAAUGGGGUGGGGGGUCAGGCUUGUGUAUCCGGUCAGACCGGGGACUAUAACUGCCUGGAGCAGAUGUACCUCUGAGGUCAGAGACUGACCACUUCCAGAAUUUUUCUAAGGGCUUUAAGUUUUUUUACCACCCUACAGAUGGCGGCGGGAGGGAGUUGCUGGCCCUACCGGUUAAUUUUUCACACCGCCGUCCUGGUACAGAGACUUCGGGGACACGGUAAUCGAGGUUUGACUCUGCUUAUCUUGUACGCGGCAAUUUUAUUCUUACUUUUUCUUUCUCUGUUUGUGAAAGUUGAAGAAUCAGGAAUUUCGCACUGACGCGAUCGGGUUUUAUUCCAAAGGGUUUUUUGUUUUAUUUUUUUACCACGUUGGUGUAAACCUGGUUUGCAUGUUUUAUGGGUUGUGUUUUUAAUCAGUGUGUUAAAUCUACAGCACCGAAGCGCAGACUCUGCGAAAGGGUGUGAUGCAAGCUCUGUAUUCAAAUGUCGUUGUGGCACUGUUGCCCCUAGCAACCAUUUCAGUCUAGUUACUCUGGGCAACUGCUGCUUUUCGUAAAUCAGUCCUGUGGUAGGGACUUUGAAUGGUUUCCAAUCUAGUGGGGGGGGGCCCCUAUGGUUAAUGGCAUUAUAUUAUGGAGGAGCUGGCCAGAAGGCGGCUGUUCUCAUUGUGGGGGCAAGGCGGCUGUUCUCAUUGUGGGGGCAAGGCGGCUGUUCUCAUUGUGGGGGCAAGGCGGCUGUUCUCAUUGUGGGGGCAAGGCGGCUGUUCUCAUUGUGGGGGCAAGGCGGCUGUUCUCAUUGUGGGGGCAAGGCGGCUGUUCUCAUUGUGGGGGCAAGGCGGCUGUUCUCAUUGUGGGGGCAAGGCGGCUGUUCUCAUUGUGGGGGCAAGGCGGCUGUUCUCAUUGUGGGGGCAAGGCGGCUGUUCUCAUUGUGGGGGCAAGGCGGCUGUUCUCAUUGUGGGGGCAAGGCGGCUGUUCUCAUUGUGGGGGCAAGGCGGCUGUUCAGUUCCCCGUCUUGUACAAAUUGCAUCUAUAGACCGCCUGACCCUGACCACUAACUGUCAUGCGCUAAUAAAGUUUUAAUGUUUUUAUUCCAGCA